CUUUAUAGGAAUCCAAUUGAAGAGAGUCAGACGGGAUGGCUAGCUCAGCCCGGGAGCAUUUGCUUUUUGUGCGGCGUAGAAACCCCCAGAUGCGUUAUACACUGAGUCCUGAGAAUCUGCAGAGCCUUGCUGCCCAGAGCUCCCUGCCAGAGAACAUGACCCUCCAGCGAGCCAACAGCGACACAGAUCUAGUGACUUCAGAGAGCCGCUCCAGCUUGACUGCUAGCAUGUAUGAGUACACACUGGGGCAAGCCCAGAACCUCAUCAUCUUCUGGGACAUUAAGGAGGAGGUGGACCCCAGUGAUUGGAUUGGACUUUAUCAUAUAGAUGAGAAUUCUCCAGCCAACUUCUGGGAUUCUAAAAACAGGGGUGUGACCGGAACACAAAAAGGACAAAUUAUAUGGAGAAUUGAGCCUGGACCCUAUUUUAUGGAACCGGAGAUCAAAAUCUGUUUUAAAUACUACCACGGCAUCAGCGGAGCCCUGCGAGCCACGACCCCCUGCAUCACGGUGAAGAAUCCUGCUGUGAUGAUGGGGGCAGAAGGCAUGGAAGGAGGUGCUUCAGGAAGUCAGUAUUCUAAGAAACUCGUUAACUUUACACUAUCAGAUCUUAGGGCAGUUGGGCUCAAGAAAGGCAUGUUCUUCAAUCCUGAUCCUUAUCUUAAGAUGUCCAUCCAGCCAGGUAAGAAGAGCAGUUUCCCCACCUGUGCCCACCAUGGGCAGGAGAGAAGGUCUACCAUCAUCAGUAACACCACAAAUCCAAUUUGGCAUCGAGAGAAAUAUUCCUUUUUUGCACUUCUGACUGAUGUCUUAGAAAUUGAGAUUAAAGACAAAUUUGCCAAGAGCCGUCCUAUCAUCAAGCGUUUUCUGGGGAAAUUAACCAUCCCAGUCCAGAGGCUACUGGAGCGGCAGGCCAUUGGUGAUCAAAUGCUCAGCUACAAUCUUGGCAGAAGGCUCCCAGCUGACCACGUGAGUGGGUACCUCCAGUUUAAAGUGGAGGUUACAUCUUCUGUUCAUGAAGAUGCUUCUCCAGAGGCUGUGGGCACAAUACUUGGAAUCAAUUCUUUGAAUGGAGACCUAGGAAGCCCUUCUGAUGAGGAGGACAUGCCAGGGGGCCACCAUGAUGGCCCAAUGUGUUCCAAUGGACCAGUGUCUGAAGAAAGUACCAUGGAUGGGACCCCCAAACAUUCUUUCAGGACUAGCUCCACUCUAGAAAUAGACACAGAGGAAUUAGCCUCUACUUCUUCAAGGACCUCACCUCCCAGAGGACGUCAGGAUUCACUCAAUGAUUAUUUAGAUGCUAUCGAACAUAAUGACCAUCCCAGACCAGGGGCAGCUUCCUGUUCAGAGAGGACCAUGGGAGCCUCUCCAAAGCUAAGGAGUAGUUUUCCCACUGACACAAGACUCAAUGCAAUGCUUCAUAUCGACUCAGAUGAAGAAGAUCAUGAGUUUCAGCAAGACUUGGGUUAUCCAUCUUCCUUGGAGGAGGAGGGUGGUUUAAUAAUGUUUAGCAGGGCAUCAAGAGCUGAUGAUGGGAGCCUGGCAUCUCAGAGAAAGCCAGAAGAUAACCCAGUUGAGAAUGACGAAGACUCCACAAAUGAAGCCACUUCCUUCAAGGAGAAGCCGGAAAGUCUUCCAGAGCUUGCAGGUAGCUCCUUACCCUCAGACCCAGCUCCAGAUGAAAAUGAAAAUGACCCAGAGUCUCAGCCAAUUGCUGAGCAGGGGAGCAGUGAGUUGUGUGGCUCUCAAGAGGUGGAUCAGCCCACAAGUGGGGCAGACACGGGGACUUCUGAUACGUCAGGAGGAAGCCGAAGAGCCACCAGUGAAACUGAGUCCCUUGAUCAGGGGUCUGAGCCUUCCCAGGUGUCCUCUGAAACAGAGCCGAGUGACCCUGCCAGGACAGAGAGUGUGAGCGAGGCCAGCACCAGACCCGAGGGAGAAAGUGACCUGGAAGGUGCCGAUAGCUCCUGCAACGAGAGCGUGACCACACAGCUGUCCUCAGUAGAGACGCGCUGCUCGUCUCUUGAGAGUGCCCGGUUUCCUGAAACUCCAGCUUUUUCUUCUCAGGAGGAGGAAGAUGGAGCUUGUGCAGCAGAACCCACCAGCAGUGGCCUUGUCGAAGGGUCACAGGAUACCAUAUGCACUCCGGGUUCUUUACCUGUGGUGCAGGUGCCCAGUGGGGAGGAGGAAGGGCCAGGGGCAGAAUCAGCCUCUUUGCCUGACCAAGAGGAAAUGGGGGAGGUCUGGCAGCGGAGGGGGAGCCUGGAGGGAGCCACUGCUGCUGCUGAGAACCAACCUCAAGAAGAGGGUGACCCUGGGGAUGCCCAAGGCACUUGUGAAGGGGCCACUGCCCAGGAGGAAGGUGCAACUGGAGGUUCCCAAGCCAAUGGCCACCAGCCACUGAGAUCACUACCUUCAGUGCGCCAGGACGUGAGCCGGUACCAGAGGGUGGACGAGGCUCUCCCACCAAACUGGGAGGCACGCAUUGACAGCCACGGGAGGAUCUUCUACGUGGAUCAUGUAAACCGAACCACAACGUGGCAGCGGCCAACAGCUCCCCCAGCCCCACAGAUGCUUCAGAGAUCCAACUCCAUACAGCAAAUGGAGCAGCUGAACCGGCGAUAUCAGAGUAUCCGAAGAACUAUGACUAACGAGAGACCUGAGGAAAACAGCAAUACUCUUGAUGGGGCAGGGGAGGAAGGCGACUUUCAUCAAGCCAGUGCAGAUUUCCGACGGGAGAACGUGCUGCCCCACUCGACCUCCCGGUCCAGACUCACACUGCUGUUACAGUCUCCCCCUGUGAAGUUCCUCACCAGCCCAGAGUUCUUCACCGUGCUGCAUUCGAACCCUAGUGCCUACCGCAUGUUUACAAACAACACGUGUUUGAAGCACAUGAUCACCAAAGUCCGGCGGGACACCCACCACUUUGAACGUUACCAGCAUAAUCGGGACCUUGUGGGAUUCCUUAACAUGUUUGCAAACAAACAGCUGGAACUGCCAAGGGGCUGGGAAAUGAAACACGACCAUCAGGGCAAGGCAUUUUUUGUAGACCACAAUUCCCGUGCCACCACUUUCAUCGAUCCUCGGCUCCCUCUUCAGAGCAGUCGACCCACAAGCGCAUUGGUUCAUCGGCAGCACUUGUCCAGGCAACGAAGUCACAGUGCGGGUGAGGUAGGAGAAGAUUCCCGCCAUGCAGGACCACCGGUUCUUCCCAGGCCUUCCAGUACUUUCAACACAGUUAGUAGACCACAGUACCAGGACAUGGUUCCAGUGGCUUAUAAUGACAAGAUUGUUGCAUUUCUGCGUCAGCCCAAUAUCUUUGAAAUCCUACAGGAACGUCAACCUGAUCUUACCAGGAAUCACUCACUCAGGGAGAAGAUUCAGUUUAUCCGAACUGAAGGAACCCCAGGACUGGUGCGUCUUUCAAGUGAUGCCGACCUUGUGAUGCUGCUGAGUUUAUUUGAAGAAGAGAUAAUGUCAUAUGUGCCUCCACAUGCCUUACUCCACCCUAGCUACUGUCAGUCCCCACGCGGCUCCCCCGUGUCCUCGCCUCAAAACUCGCCAGGUACUCAGCGUGCUAACGCCCGGGCUCCAGCACCUUACAAGCGAGAUUUUGAAGCCAAACUACGGAACUUCUACAGGAAAUUAGAGACUAAGGGAUAUGGACAAGGCCCAGGAAAACUAAAGUUAAUCAUCAGAAGAGAUCACUUACUAGAAGAUGCUUUUAAUCAGAUUAUGGGCUACUCCAGAAAAGACCUGCAGAGAAAUAAGCUAUAUGUCACAUUUGUCGGGGAGGAAGGGCUGGAUUACAGUGGACCUUCCAGAGAAUUUUUCUUCCUGGUAUCCAGAGAACUCUUUAACCCAUAUUAUGGCUUAUUUGAAUAUUCAGCCAAUGACACAUACACAGUACAAAUAAGUCCUAUGUCUGCAUUUGUAGACAAUCACCAUGAAUGGUUUCGGUUCAGUGGUCGGAUCCUUGGUCUUGCACUAAUUCACCAGUAUUUGUUGGAUGCCUUCUUCACACGGCCGUUUUAUAAAGCUCUUCUCAGAAUUCUGUGUGACCUAAGUGAUCUCGAAUAUCUUGAUGAAGAGUUCCACCAGAGCCUGCAGUGGAUGAAAGAUAAUGACAUCCAUGACAUCCUGGACCUCACGUUCACUGUGAAUGAAGAAGUCUUUGGGCAGAUUACUGAACGAGAAUUGAAGCCAGGGGGUGCCAAUAUCCCAGUCACAGAGAAGAAUAAAAAGGAAUACAUUGAGAGGAUGGUGAAGUGGAGGAUUGAGAGGGGUGUUGUACAACAGACAGAGAGCUUAGUGCGUGGUUUCUAUGAGGUGGUGGAUGCCAGGCUGGUGUCAGUUUUUGAUGCAAGAGAACUGGAACUGGUCAUUGCAGGCACAGCUGAAAUCGACUUAAGUGAUUGGAGGAACAACACUGAAUAUAGAGGAGGAUACCAUGACAAUCAUAUUGUAAUUCGAUGGUUCUGGGCUGCAGUGGAAAGAUUCAACAAUGAACAACGGCUAAGGCUGUUACAGUUUGUCACAGGUACGUCCAGCAUUCCCUAUGAAGGAUUUGCUUCUCUUCGAGGGAGUAACGGCCCAAGAAGGUUCUGUGUAGAGAAGUGGGGGAAAAUCACCGCUCUUCCAAGGGCUCAUACUUGUUUUAACCGUCUGGAUCUGCCCCCAUACCCAUCCUUCUCCAUGCUUUAUGAAAAACUCUUAACAGCAGUUGAAGAGACAAGUACCUUUGGACUUGAGUGACCUGGAAGCGCAAUGCCUAGCAAUCUCAGAAGCUGCCCUCUGGAAGAAAGAAUGAAGAUUGGAAGUUUCAAGAGUACAGUUAUAGUAGCAUAGAGCAGAUGGCUGUGAUUUUCCAGGAACACAUGCUUUGUCACUUUUGGAGACGGGAUAGUGAUGUUGAGUCCUCUUGGAAAAAUUUGGAUGAGCUUGAUACCCAUGGAACAGCCCAACAGUCUUUCAAUCAACAAUUCUACUUGACUGCCAAACUUUUCCCAUUUGUUAUGUUCCAAGACAGACAUGAACUGUAUAUGAUCGGCUCUAUGGUAACUUUUCAGGACUCAGGAGAAUCUUGCAACUUACCUUUGAAUGUGGCUGAAGCCAAACUGACUUGGCCCAUCUCCAAAUUAUUGCAAGCUAAAUAAUAUAAUAAAAAUAAAUAUAUUUCCUGAAAGUACAUUCAUUUAAGCCCUAAAUUAUAAGCGAAUGUUCCUUUCUUGCCUAGGAGUGCCUGCAUGGUGUGCAACAUAGGUUUCAGCUUUCAUGGAAAAUGAGUGAAAAUGAAACCAAGUCAACAUGAGGUAACUCUAAAGAUUUGCAAUAAGGUGGUCUGUGACAAUUUAUAUGCAAGUGGUAUAUGUGUAAUUAUGGGUAAAGACAAAACUGUUAUACAAUGAAUUGUUAAUGACAGAUUUUAUGCUUUAUAAUGCAUGAAAACAGGUUUAAAAUAACUAGCAAUUAAUCACAGCAUAUCAGGAAAAAGUACACGGUGAGUUCUGGUUUUGUUUUUUUUUAUAUAUAGAACUUCAUUAUAUUUAUGUUCUUUAAGAUGUACAUAAGAGCCUACCUAUCACACUGUAUGUCUCACCUGUUCCAUUUUCAUGUUCCAUGCUUACUUGGGCAUCAUGCUAGUGUAACUUUUAAGUACACUCAAGGGAAAAAGGGGGCCUUUUAUUUUUGUAAAGGUAAAAAAAUUUCUCCAAAGUCUUUUGCACUGAAUGUACCAAAGUUGAAGGGACAUUACAAUAUGACUAACAGCAACUCCAUCACUUGACAAAUAUAAUAGAAAAUAGGUUCUAAAAUCAAACUUCCUUCACAGUGCCAUGUUUACCACUGUGCAUAUAAGUAAUAAUUUUUUUUAAAACUCACUAUAUGUGAUAGUAUAAUAUGCAUUUAUUUAAAAUGCAUUAGACUCUCUUCCAUCCAUCAAAUACUUUACAGGAUGGCAUUUAAUACAGAUAUUUCGUAUUUCCCCCACUCCUUUUUAUUUGUACAGCAUCAUUAAACAUGAAACUCAGUUAGAGAGCCAUCAGCAACACUGAAGACAUCAGAUUUCUAUAGUAAUAAGAAUUCCAUUUUUCCCUCAUCAGUAAAAAUAUCACAAUUUGAAACUCUCAGCACUAUAUUUCUAAGCCUGCAUUUUCACUGAUGCAUCAUUUUCUUAUUAUCACUAUUAAAAAACAGUUUUCUAUGGUAUCUCAGAAACUGCAUGGCAUCAUUAAUUUUAUUUCUACAUAAUUUUACCAAGGGGUGUUCUUCAUUUUAAUUGGUUCUGGGUUUAUUCUACAUCAUUGUUCAUUUCUUGACUUAAGGCUGGAAUGCGUCAGACGCUCAAUAGAGUGAAGUUAAAUUGUGGGUAAUAAAAAUAUUGUAUUAACAUUCGGUUUGUCAGCCUAUGGUUUUACAGGCAUUGUCUGAGCAUUUAUUUGAGAAUUAUAUCUAUAAGUAGCCCUGGAAUUCCUAUUAUGGGAUGUUGGCAUUUUAACAUUUUAUAGAGUUUGUAUGCAUGCCUUAUAUAGGUAGUUUGUAAAACUGGUUGGUCUCCAGUUGGCUAAGCUGCGUUUACCAUAUGAGUCUCAAGAGGAAUACCACUCGUGUUACAACAUUCUGCACUGAAAGCAGGUACCACAGUACAGGGAAAUGUUCUGGGCACAGAAACUUGGAAAUAAGAAAUUAAGGUCUAUGUAAUUAGAUUUGAAACAAAAAGGAGGGCAGAAAAAAAAAAUUAACUGGAAUGUAAGUUAGUGUUUUUUGAUCAUGAAUGUAAUUACAUAUUUAAUUUUGC
This is a messenger RNA of Chrysochloris asiatica (Cape golden mole), 6795 nucleotides long. RefSeq names its product HECT, C2 and WW domain containing E3 ubiquitin protein ligase 2 (gene HECW2). NCBI's taxonomy places the organism in Eukaryota, Metazoa, Chordata, Mammalia, Afrosoricida, Chrysochloridae. Gene Ontology annotation, molecular function: protein binding; ubiquitin-protein transferase activity. The transcript has 28 exons. The coding region runs from base 36 to 4754 and encodes 1572 amino acids. Gene Ontology annotation, biological process: regulation of dendrite morphogenesis. The record is from RefSeq and is a predicted model, not a curated record.